This is a messenger RNA of Nymphalis io (European peacock), 7253 nucleotides long. RefSeq names its product mediator of RNA polymerase II transcription subunit 23 (gene MED23). Gene Ontology annotation, cellular component: transcription regulator complex; mediator complex. The transcript is spliced from 18 exons. The record is from RefSeq and is a predicted model, not a curated record. Bases 61 to 4137 code for a protein of 1358 amino acids. Gene Ontology annotation, biological process: positive regulation of gene expression; regulation of transcription by RNA polymerase II. NCBI's taxonomy places the organism in Eukaryota, Metazoa, Arthropoda, Insecta, Lepidoptera, Nymphalidae.
UGUCAACUGUGGGUUUGUUGUUUGGUGUGUGAUUUAUUCCAUCAUUUUAGGUGAAAAAUAAUGUUAACAACAACCAAUUUUAUUUUUACAAUGGCCGAUUCACAAGUGGCCAAUAUUGUGAAUGAAAUUUUGCGAGUGGAAACCGUAGAGGAGGCUUUUAGCUGUUUUCUGGUACAUAAACAGGAUCAAGAAAAUGAAAGGUUAUCUGUAUAUCAAAAGAAAUUGUGUGCCAUCAUGAGCACUCCCAGUGCUGAUUUACAGGAGUCUGCUAUUCGUCAAUAUUUGACUCUGACCGCAGUUCUAACGAAUAGAUACAAAAUGAAACAACUUUUGGGGCUUUUAGAAAAUUUAGUAAAUACUAAUGUCCUUCAGGCAAGAAUGUUGUGUGAUUGUAUAUUAACAAGUGAAAAACUUGUAUAUAAAAAUAGUGAUUAUUGGAUUGAAUGUUUUAAUUUGAUCAGAAGAAUUAUUGGUGGUGUUGACUACAAGGGGGUUAGAGAAAUAAUGAAGGGAUGCCGAGAAAAAGCUCAAACACUGCCUGUCAGGUUAAAUUCAAGCACUAUGCCACAAAUGAAAGCAUUGUAUAAUGUGAUUGAGUACAUCUUUGACCGCAAUGCUUCUCUGCUGCCUGCCUACUUUAUUGUCACAGAGAUUCAAAAAGACUACCCCGACAAUAACCACUGGCCUCAUUGGCAACUUGCAAAACUUCUCACAACAUUUGUCGAAAGUUUUAAGCCAUGUGCUCAAAUGGUUUCCAUUAUUGGACACUCGCAAAUGCUGCCGGUAGUUGAAUUUUCUGGAUAUGCUGAUCAUCUUAUAAAUCCUUGGAGAUUAGAUCCUACAACUUUAAAGUUCUCCCUCAAAGGGAAUCUGCCAUAUGAUGAUGAACUACUGAAACCACAAAUUGCAUUACUUAGACAUGUCUUACAACAGCCAUAUUCUAGAGAUAUGAUGUGCUCAAUGCUAGGUCUACAGAAACAGCACAAACAGCGUUGCAUCGCAUUAGAGGAUCAAUUAGUUGAAUUGAUGAUAUUGCCAAUGGAGAGAAGUGAACAAGAGAAUGAAGAUGAUGAGAUGUCUUCAACUCAUUGGUGCUGGUUGCAUUUAUCAUCGCAAGUUAUAUAUUUAAUACUUAUAGGGUUUGCAUCUUUUCCUAACAUUGUAAUGGGACUUCAUAACAAAUUAAUUGGUCAUGAUCUUAAGAAAGGCCGGGAUCACCUCAUGUGGGUACUUUUACAAUUUAUAUCUGGAAGUAUUCAGAGAAACCCACUUUCGAACUUCCUGCCAAUCAUCAAAUUGCACGAGUUACUUUAUCCAGAAAAGGAACCUUUGCCUGUUCCCGACUGCACAAGAGCACACUGCACACACCAAAUGGCUGUUGUCUGUAUUUGGAUGCAUUUGUUGAAAAAAGCCGAGUCUGAACACAAAACUAUGACAAUGCCUCAGAAUCUUAAAGUUCAAUAUGAAUUUCUACAACACCUUAUGACAUCAAACAACACACCAACUCUAAUGGGCUCAGACUAUAGGAUAGCUUUACUCUGCAAUGCCUAUUCAACUAAUCAAGAAUACUAUUCCCGACCAAUGGGUAUAAUUAUAGAGACAUUAUUCGGAAGUCAGAAAGCCAUGCCCAAUGGCAAUCCAGCCACUCCUCUACCGACUGUUCCAUUGUCCAUGUGUAUUUUGGACAGCUUAACUUUACACUGUAAGAUGUCUUUAAUACACUCAAUUGUGACUCAUGUGGCGAAGUUAGCUCAAAAUAAGACAAAUAUACCAGGAAGCAACAUGAUGGCACCAGCUCUCGUUGAAACUUAUAGUAGGCUGCUUGUGUACACAGAGAUAGAGUCGUUGGGUAUUAAAGGGUUCAUAAAUCAGCUAUUACCAAACGUGUUUAAGUCCCACGCCUGGGGUAUUCUUCAUAAUUUGCUUGAUAUGUUCUCGUAUCGAAUCCACCACAUCCAGCCUCACUACAGGGUCACGCUUCUAUCAAACAUUCACUCGCUAGCUGCUUAUCCACAGGCCAACCAAAAUCAGCUGCAGUUAUGUUUCGAAAGUACAGCAUUAAGGCUUAUAACCAGCUUGGGAAGUUCUGGAGUCCAACUUCAAAUGUCGAGGGUCGUCUCUGAGCCGAAGUCACUCGUGUCCAGUGAGAGUGAGGAGCUUAACCGAGUUCUUGUUCUCACUCUAGCCAGAGGAAUAUAUAUGACUGGAGCAGGUAACGACGGCGCGGCUGUCAAGGAGCUACUCACUACGAUAAUGACGAACACGCCACACUUGUGGUCCCAGCACACCUUGCAGUGCUUCCCCCCUGUACUCGUCGAGUUCUUUUCGCAGAAUCCAGCACCAAAAGAGAACAAGCAGCUCCUAAAGAAGUCGGUAGAAGAAGAAUACCGCAAGUGGACGUCUAUGGCCAACGACAAUGAUAUAAUAUCGCAUUUCUCGGUGCCCGGAACUCCGCUAUUCCUGUGUCUCUUGUGGAAGAUGAUAUUCGAAACAAAUCGAAUCAAUCCUAUCGCAUUUAAAAUCUUGGAACGCAUCGGAGCUCGUGCGUUAUCGGCACACCUUCGCAAGUUUUGCGAUUACCUUGUAUUCGAAGUUACCAAUCCCGCUGGAGGACCUCAUAUAAACAAGUGUGUGGACGCGAUCAACGACAUCAUAUGGAAAUACAACAUAGUGACCAUCGACAGACUUGUAUUGUGUCUCGUCCUCCGUCCAAAUCCAGAUGGAAACGAGAGUCAAGUGUGCCUUUACAUCAUUCAGCUGUUACUGCUAAAGGGCUCAGAACUAAGAAACAGGGCGCAGGACUUCGUCAAAGAGAACUCGCCUGAACAUUGGAAACAAAAUAACUGGUACGAACGCCAUUCCACCUUCCACCGCAAAUACCCAGAGAAAUUUGCCCCAGAGGAGACGAGCGGAGCGUACGGUGGGCCGAUACCAGUUUACCUCAGUAACGUCUGCCUUAGAUUCAUACCCGUGAUGGACAUAGUGGUGCACAGGUAUUUGGAGAUACCGCAGGUCAGCAAGAACCUUGAACAGCUGCUGGAACACCUGGGUUAUUUGUACAAGUUUCACGACCGUCCCGUGACCUUCCUCUACAACACCUUACAUUAUUACGAGUCCAAGUUACGAGACAAGCCUCUUCUCAAACGGAAGCUAGUCAACGCUGUACUGGGUUCGUUAAAAGAGGUCAGGCCCACGGGAUGGGCCACCACGGAAACCUUCCAGACCUACCUCGCUAAGAAUGAGGUUGACGCUACGAGCUGGGCUCCAGAUUUGAACUACUACCUGAGCCUGAUUAACCGCAUGGUUGACAAUCAUCAAAUUAACGAUUUCUUUAAUGAAAUCCCAGCGAUGAUGGGCAACUCGCACUUCCCAAACACCGAUUGGCGCUUCAACGAAUAUCCGAACCCGUCCGCACAUUGCCUUUACGUGACCUGCGUCGAGUUGAUGUCACUGCCAGUAACACCCAACAUCGUUGGGAAUAGCCUUCUCGAUGUCGUCACUAAGGGCUUCGUGGUUAUACCUUCAACGAAAAUUCAACUCUGGAUAAACGCAAUAGGGAUCAUAAUGGCAGCGCUCCCGGACCCAUAUUGGACGGUUAUUCACGACCGUAUUUUGGAAUUAAUAACGCAUAACGAUAUGGUUGAAUGGUCGUAUCAGCACACUCCGUUCCAGCUGUUCAAAUUGUCGACGACUAACGACGCGAUGCUGGAGAAUAAGUACAGUUUGACGCUGGCUUUGGCUCACGCUGUGUGGUAUCACGCCGGCGCGGGACAGAUAAUGCAGGUUCCUACGUUCGUCAAAGAUAAAGUGUCACCCGAGAUACGCACAGAGAUGCAACUUAUAUUCCUCUGCCACCUCGUGGGACCAUACUUGCAAAGAUUCAACUCCGACCUGUCCCGGGCUGUCAUGGACAUCACCAUUGCAUUGUAUGAGUUGCUAGCUCAUAUUGACAAAACUCAACCACAUUUGCAGUAUAUUGAUCCUAUCUGCGAUUUGCUUUAUCACAUUAAAUACAUGUUCGUUGGUGACACGAUGAAGAACGAAGUCGAAAGCGUCAUACGUAAACUGCGUCCCGCGUUACAAAUGCGUCUGCGUUUCAUCACGCAUCUCAAUGUCGAACAAAUAAACACCGCCUAGCAGAACGACUACUACAGCUACACGCCUUCGAGCUCGAGUUCCAGCUCCGAGUGAUGGGCUUCGCUGUAGUAACCCAAGUGAUGUGAACUGACGGGCAAAGUGUUUUCAAGUGAAACUUAUGUUAUACGAUGGCGCCUGACUAAGUAUUAUACAGCUCAGUGAUCUUACCAUCCAUUAGGUUUAAUGUAUGCUGGGUUAACAUGAGGUAGUUAUACACUUUUUUUGUAUACAUUUUCGUAUAAAUGUUUAUUGAAUUGCGAUUAUUUGUAUUACUUAAAAAGUAAAUUGUUGUAUAUAUAUAAUGUACUAUGAACUAAAACUAGCGUCAGAUUUCGAUUCUAGAGGCUCCUAAUAUUGAACAUUUUAACUUGAAUGUUACAUUAACAUUUAAAUUGUACACGAGUAAUAUAUAUAUAAAAUGAAAAUUGUGGUGCAAGCAAUAAGAACCGGUAUAUGGGGCAGAAUGUCUACUUGGUAGAAGAUCCACGGAGUAGACAUAUAGUGUGGUCAUUAAAUAAACAUCUAAAUUAAAUUCAUUUUCAUUCAUUAAUGACACUACAUAUGACCAAAGUAACAGCACAAAUGUUCUACAUAAAUGUCUUAGAAGUUAGAAUGCUAGUUUAUAGACCUUAAGUGAAUCAUAUGACUUUUUCUUUUAAUGUUAGACAGCUUAACUAAUGUGACAAUGUAAUUUAAGUCAGAAUCGAAGUAGAAUUACUUAUAUAAUUAUUGUAUAUUAUCUUACAGUUAGUACAAAAUAUUUAAAUGAUUAUUAUAACGACAAACUUUGAUUAAUUGUGAGUAAAAGCAAUAAUACAACGUACAAUGUUUGUUAUAAUCAAUAAUAAAAAGGGAAUUAUUAGUCUUUUGACAUUUAAAUAUAAAAUGAUAUAAUUACCGACAGCAGUUUAUGGAAUACUGGUGUCGAAUCUCAUAAGUAAUAUUAACAAAUGAAACGAAAAUAUAUUUUUUGAUACAUAUAAAUUAAUAUAGCUACAUAUUGCGUGUCGUGGAUAAUAUUUGAAUAUAGAAUGUUUGGAAGACAGUAAGGUAUUUCAUUUUGUGCAACCAAACAUGCUAAAGUCAGUUAUUACAAUUAUAUACAUAACGUUACAUUGUCAAUCUCUUGUCACGGUGCCUUAAAAGCAGUUAUUUCAUAAUUAUCUCUAGCCGCUCAAUUAGAAUUGCGUCAUGUUGUUAUUUUGGUGAAAAAAUAUUUAAUAAAAAGAUGAAAUCAUCAAUCAUAUAACAUGUACUUAAAUAUUUUUAAAGAGUCACAAUAAUAGUGUCAUGAACCAUUAUAUAAAGUUAACAGCAAUAAAAAACUAUUAAUUUAAUAGUAAAGUGUAGAAGUCAAUAGUAUUUCAUUGAUAACAUCAGUCUAUCUUAAAUCACAAUAUAAACAUCACAAACUAUAAACUUAUUAAGUGUAUGUAGCUUAAGUAUAUGUAUUUUCUAGAAAUUAGUGUAAUGUAGUUUAAAAUAAUGUAUUAAUUUAGAUGAUAGGAGUAAGACGUUGGGUCUCAUGACAAUUACUAUUGCCUUUAGUAUCAUGCAAGAUUUAAUGAAAAAUUUUAGUAAUUCAUAAGUGUACUGAAUAUUUAUUGUAUUGUAAGCCACAUUAACUAUUAUAAGGCUAAUUUAAAUAUUUUAUCUAUGGAAUGAAAAUAAAUUAUGUUUUUUACUAAACUAUUUAUAAAUGUAAGAUUUUCUGUAAACAUUAUAAAAAUUCCUUGAAUUUGAAUCAUAAUAGAAGAGCAGUGAAAUCUACAACUAUAAUAUGUAUAUAAUAUUAUGUAACAAGUGAAAAUUAAGUUAUGACAUAAAUGUGCCACUCUAACGCUGGCCAACACUCCAAGAAUCUGCUGAAGACGUUGAGUUUACCUUAAGGCAAUUAAAACAAAGUAAAAAUAUGUUGAAUUAUUUGUUUUAAAUUCGAAACAGAUUUCUACAAAAACAAAACUACUAAUGAAAUAAACUCAAACGAAACCCAACCUUCAGAGCAUAAUUAAAUAAAUUGCACUAUACAUUAAUGAAUGAUUUUCUUAAUUUUGUAAUAAAAAUGAUCUUUUAUUUUUGCCUAUCGAAGGAAACAAUAGCAAGUAAGGCGUUACUAAGAUUUUUAAAUAAGUGAAAUUUUUGAUACUAAUUAGGUAUAAUAGGAUUAAAUAAUUUUGUAACUCGCAAUGGAAAUGAAUUCCCAUAGAAGUAUGUAUGUGACAAAAAAUCGCACAUUUAUCAACAAUCACAAUCUAUUUGAAUAAAUAUUUUUUUAAGUAAAACAAUUCUUAAUAAAUGUUCUGUUCAAAACAAAAUAGAUGUACAUAUUUUAUUAAAAAACCAAUUAUAUAACGUAGAAUGUGGAAACUGAACUUUUUAUGUAAAAAUAUUAAAAUGAUAAUGUAUGAAUGAAAAUUACUCAUUGAUAAAAAAAAAUCUCGAACAAAAACACUACCAUUGAUGUAACGAAAUAAUUUUUUAUAAACUUUUUGUAGUUUGAUGUUCGAUACUUAGAUUAAAAGUAAAGAUAAAAAUCUAAUAUUAAUAUAAGUGUCAUGCUGCCGGCAUGAUGUACUGGCUAAGUGCUUGAUUUUACUAUUGAAACGAAAAAUUCUGAAAAGCAAUAGUAACCGAAACGUUAGCUUUAUUAGAUGUACUCCAUGGAUAGCCUCGUUAUUAUAGACAUAGAUUGUUAUCGUGAUUUUAUACUUAUCAUAAAAUUAAGGGUACAGAAAGAAUCAUUUGUUACAGUAUCAUAGUGAAUGAACAAAGAUUUUACAGUCCUAGGCUCACGACAAUAAACCAUGUUAUAUUAAAAAUUAAUCUCAUCUGUGGAUGUAGUGUUAUUGUGAUAUUUUUAAUUUUGAAUUUUUGUUUGUCUAAGAAACUUCCGAAUCCUUAAUUUUAAGAAGAGUAUAGUAAUCAGAAGUCUACACAUUAGAGUAUAUGAUUUUAAAUGUUAAUAAUAGGAUCAAUUUUUUUAAAUACUUAUCGUUCCCUAUUUAAGGCACUUAGUUUUUAUUCUAAUAUGUUUGGAUAUGUGCAUUAUUUAAUAUUAAGUAGAUAUCAUUCUGUUUAAUCAAUGCUAAGAUUUUCUAUACUUGAUUUGUUCAUAU